CACAAUCAACAACAGAUACUGGUGUUAAUAACGCCAUGCAGCCAGAUACAGACAAAACCAGGGGACGACUUAGGAAACCAGACAUGGUUCUGUAUGUCCCAAGAGCAAAACGUGAGAUGGCAGCCUCAAAAAGUGGCACUUCUGUGACCACCAAAUGUGGGAGGGAAAGUCCCUGCACCACCAUAGUGAAGGACAGUGUUAAAGCGUGUGAGACAGGACAAAACCCUAAAACUAGGAAAGAGUUGCUUCAGAAUGAUCAGGGGAAAGCCAAGUCUCCUCAAAAACAGAGAAGAACUUUUUCCCAAGACUCAAGUCAUAAUGAUGCAUUCUGCCAAAAAAACCUAGGCACAAAGGCUCAGGGAGAGAAGAGUCCAAAGUUCCAUCAGAAGGCCACAUCACAUCAGUUGUUCCCUUCCUCUAGCUUCCCAGACCCAACUCUUACUGGAGUGAAUGAAACAGAGACAUAUGAGUGCUGUACUACACAAUCUGCUGUCUCGGGGGAAAGAAUGGCAGAUUUCCAGCCAGAGAUCAGUAGUAUCAACAUCUCAUGGAAAAACAAGCGUAAGAACCCAUCAGAAAAGCAGGUCACCAGCAGGACCAGGAGGGCAGCAGUUGUCUCAAAAGAAGCAGGACUGGGUGAAGAGAGUACGCGGACUUUCUUGGAACAGAAAAUGCUAAGCGAAGAUAGCAAGCUACUUUGCAAGAACAACAGAGCAAAGCCUUUAAGUAAAGGUGGUUCAGUAUUGACUGGAAUAAGUGAGAACAGUAUAUCUGGAAAUGCAGACAAGAGGAUUCCAGAAAACAUAGAGACAUAUAAGGGUAGUUCAUCCAUCUGCACAGAGGAAGGAAACUCUGAUUCAGCAUCCAUAAGUAACUGUGGUUUGCUGGAGCACAUUGAUAAAAGCAAUCUGUUUCCUAUGGAGAUAACUAAGUAUAAUAGAUGCAAAUGUAUAGAGCAAAGCAACGCCAGUCAAACAGCAAUGAGUGACAAUGGCAUCUUAGAAUAUGCCGUGGUAGAGCCAAAGGAAUGUGAUAGAUUUGAAGAUGCAAAGGAGAGCAUUCCUGCUCCAGCACAAGCAAAUGAGCAUGGUGACAAGAAUGAGAGAGGUAUCUCCCAUCAUUCAGUUAAAUUUAUCUCUGAUCAGGUUGGAGUGAGCUCAGAUAAUUUGAAUGCUGAUAGUAGUGGGAACAUUUUAAUUCAGGUGGAGACACAUAACCUCAUGGAGAAUGCAGAACAGUUUCCAGAUAAUUCAAAUGUGUCUAUAGGUGUUAGUUGUUCAGACAGGACUUCUGAGAAGAUAGAAGAUCUUUCCAAUUGUGUCUUUAAGGUAGCAGGUGAUGAAAAGUUACAGGCAUGUGAUAGUGAACAUGAUAAGGAGAAAAGCCUCUGUCAUGAGACAGGCCAGUGUAAAGUUGAGGCAAACAGUGUAACAUUUGAGGAAAAGGCUACACUGACAACAGCGGAAAGCAUUUUGGACUUGGUUGACCAGAGCACUGAGAGCAGAAGUAGUGUGGAGCCAAUUUGUCCUUCCAAGGAGACUACCAGCUGGUCGCUGAAAUCUGCCUCUGAGAAGAUGGCAUGUUGUCCAGGAAGCAUAUUGGAGAGAAUAGGAACGCCCUUAGGAGUGGAAAAGCCAACUUUGGGAGAACUGCAGUAUCCCUCUGAAGACAAAGGAGAAGAACCACCCACAAAUUGUGUGCCAUCUAGUUCGGAAGAAACCACCAAGACCAGCACUGGUCCUGUAAAUCACAGCGAGGCUGACAACAUGGCAGAUGAGAGCUGGGAUGCCCUGUUUAAUGAUGAUGGGGAUUGCUUGGAUCCACAAUUAUUGGAGCAGCUGUCUACCUGCACUCUCCGUGGCACAAGGCUACAGGAGCCGCAUUUUGAUUAUUACAACUAUUCUCCAGCUGAUCAGGACACGAGUGACUCUGAGCUGCCACAUGUCAUUGAAAUCUAUGACUUCCCACCAGAAUUCCGCACUGAGGAUCUACUGGGUGUCUUCUGCCAUUACCAGAAAAAAGGCUUUGACAUUAAAUGGAUAGAUGACACACAUGCUCUGGGUAUCUUCUCCAGUCCUAUCACAGCACGAGACGCUCUCAAUACCAAACAUCUGAUGGUGAAAACCCGCCCCCUGUCACAAGCUACACAAGCUGCAAGGACCAAAGCCAGAGCUUAUGCAGAAUUCCUGCAACCCGCCAAAGAGCGUCCUGAGACCUCAGCUGCUCUGGCCAGGAGACUGGUGACAGGUGCCCUCGGUGUGCGAAGCAAGCAGAGCAAGGCCGAACGUGAAGCUGAACGCAAGCAGUUACAAGCAGCUCGAGAGCGGAAGCUCUUGGAGGCCAAGCAAAAGGAAGAUGCCUGGGAAGGUCGUGAGCCAGUGUGAGAAGAGGAAAGUUGAUCAGGCCUGCUUGAAAACUUCACGGAGUGGAAUUGACAAAUGGCAGCUUGUGCUUACAGCAUUGAGGGAAUCUACCAUCCCCUUUGAGGGGGGAAGCAAUAAGAUAUGGGGAGUUGUGAGUGCAUUGGAGUAGCCAGACAUGCCAGGGUGACUCAUGUGAACCCAAGCUACUGGGUUGACUGGAAGACCGUGAAAGAGUGGGACUGGAGUCUGGCAGUACCUCAGGAAGAGCUGCUAUAUUGUUAGCAGUCCUGCCAGUGCUGUUCUGAAUGCCAUAGAAUGUAAUCCAAAUGCACUCCUCACAUUAGUUUAAGGCAGCAUGGAUGCAGGCCCUAUCUGUGCUCUGGGUCACUGAAUCAUGUUGUGCUCAGUGGGAUGGGACUGAAUUGCGAUAGCUUUUAGAUCAGGCCCACUAGGAUGGCCAGGUGCCCAAUGCUGAGCUUGCUAUUAAAG
Protobothrops mucrosquamatus (brown spotted pit viper) is the source of this 2852-nucleotide messenger RNA. RefSeq names its product R3H domain and coiled-coil containing 1 like (gene R3HCC1L). Lineage: Eukaryota; Metazoa; Chordata; Lepidosauria; Squamata; Viperidae. The record is from RefSeq and is a predicted model, not a curated record. Bases 36 to 2384 code for a protein of 782 amino acids. The transcript has 7 exons.